GAGGCGGUAGCGCGGCGGCUGCUCGUUCCGUGCGCGCAGUCGGCGCGGCAGCGUCCGCCCGCCGCCGCCUCAGCGCCCGCCGCCUCGGCGAUGGCAGGAGCCGGGGGCGGCGGCUGCCCCGCGGGCGGCGGCGACUUCCAGUGGUGCUUCUCACAGGUGAAGGGGGCCAUCGACGAGGAUGUGGCGGAAGCUGACAUCAUUUCGACUGUCGAAUUUAACUACUCUGGAGAUCUUCUUGCAACAGGAGACAAGGGCGGCCGAGUUGUUAUUUUUCAGCGAGAACAAGAGAGUAAGAGCCGCCCUCACUCUAGGGGCGAGUACAAUGUUUACAGCACCUUUCAGAGUCAUGAACCAGAGUUUGACUAUUUGAAAAGUCUAGAAAUUGAGGAAAAAAUUAACAAAAUUAGGUGGUUGCCACAACAGAAUGCUGCUCAUUUUCUACUCUCUACGAAUGAUAAAACUAUUAAAUUAUGGAAAAUAAGUGAACGGGAUAAAAGAGCAGAAGGUUAUAACUUGAAAGACGAAGAUGGACGACUCCGAGACCCAUUUAGAAUUACAGCACUACGGGUCCCCAUAUUGAAGCCCAUGGACCUUAUGGUAGAAGCAAGUCCUCGACGAAUUUUUGCAAAUGCUCACACAUAUCAUAUAAAUUCCAUUUCAGUAAAUAGUGAUCAUGAAACGUAUCUUUCUGCAGAUGACCUGAGAAUUAAUCUGUGGCAUUUAGAAAUCACUGAUAGAAGUUUUAACAUCGUGGACAUCAAGCCUGCUAACAUGGAGGAGCUGACGGAGGUGAUCACGGCAGCCGGGUUCCACCCGCACCAGUGCAACGUCUUUGUUUACAGCAGCAGCAAAGGCACCAUCCGCUUGUGUGACAUGCGCUCCUCAGCCCUGUGUGACAGACACUCCAAGUUUUUUGAAGAGCCCGAAGACCCCAGCAGUCGGUCCUUCUUCUCAGAAAUCAUCUCCUCCAUCUCGGACGUGAACUUCAGUCACAGCGGCCGCUACAUGAUGACCAGAGACUACUUGUCCGUGAAGGUAUGGGACCUCAACAUGGAGAACAGGCCUGUGGAGACGUACCAGGUUCACGAAUAUCUCCGAAGCAAGCUUUGUUCUCUGUAUGAGAAUGACUGCAUCUUUGACAAGUUUGAGUGCUGCUGGAACGGCUCUGACAGUGCUAUUAUGACUGGAUCCUACAACAACUUCUUUAGGAUGUUUGAUAGGAACACACGGAGGGAUAUUACACUGGAAGCGUCACGAGAGAACAGCAAACCUCGAGCUGUCCUAAAGCCUCGGAAGGUGUGUACAGGUGGCAAGAGAAAGAAAGAUGAGAUUAGUGUUGACAGUCUGGACUUCAACAAGAAGAUUCUUCACACCGCCUGGCACCCCGUGGAGAACGUUAUUGCUGUAGCCGCCACCAAUAACUUGUACAUAUUCCAGGACAAAAUCAACUAGCGAGCCUCGUUGGAGGACCAUGGCCCAUCUUCCUAGUCAGCCGCUGCUUUCUGCCAGAGAAAAGGCGCUGUUUCCCCUCCGUUCCGGACGGGACAGUGAUGCACCUACUCUUCCCUCUGUGGGCGAGGAGAGCAGGGCCCGGGGCUCCGCCCACAGUUCUGUCUUCAGUGAGGUGACGCAGUGUUGCCCAGAGGAAACCCACUCGAGGCAGAACUAAGGGACGGUGCUCAAUAAAGGCCAUCGUUCAAAAUAAACGUAUUUAUUUACGUCCGUGCCUGUCUUUCCAGUUUAUAGACCCAAAAGCUAACGUUCAGGAGAAAAGUUUUCAAAUAUUUCUUUUUCUCUCCUCCUCCUCCCUCUCUCCGCCAUCACAUUCAGGCCUUCGAGCACACGUGGUGUGCCGUCUGUCCACAGGCUGUGUCUUCCGGCCUCUGAGUUCACACGGGUUUACCCUGACCUCAGGUUCAGGCCUGGGUGGGUGACAGCGGCGGCCACACACCUGCUCACAUGCUGUACCUGCUGUCACACUCUGAGUGGCCACUUAAUAAAAACAGCCAACUGCAGAGAGCAUUUUUAAAUCCAAACACAAGUAACGCCUGUGUUUGCUUCCACUGCAUAUGAUGAAAUUAUGCAGAGUUAUUCUCUGGGACAAUUUGGAAAACUUCAUUCUUAAUUGGCAAAAUGGUGAAAUAUGUGGAGUAUUUCAAAUUUUAAAUGCCUCUGCCCCAAAACUGCCGUGACUUCAUCUCUGCAGAAGUAGUAUAUUUGAUACACCAGGGAAGGUAAAGCCUUCACAGGGGUCGCCUCUGAACAAGAAAGCUGCGAGAGAUGAAAACAGAACUGCUGCUCUGAGUUAACACCCAGUCUGCAGUGUGCGCAGGUUCACUGCAACGGAAUGCUCUCAUGCUUUCUUUUUAAAAAGUACUUUGGAGGGAGACUAGACUUUUUAAGUGUUGCUAAAAUUACAUGCACGCAGAAUUCCGUAUUGCGUAGCUACCAGCCAAGUCCAGCAGUUAGAGCUGUGGGGUGCCACCAGUACCUUGGUGGUUGAUUUUAAAAGUGAAAUCUCUGAUACCCAAAAUUACAGCAGUGUCACUGUGCUGAGUGAUGGCAUCCCAGUCACGCUGGUGGGCCUCCAGGGAGGGGGAGGGGCUUGCACAUUGCAGGGCCAGGACAAAACGCUCCCCACUGCCCUGACUAAUGUUGAUAGAAGACCCACAUGAAGCUAGAAAAUUGAGACUCGAAAAGGACAUUUAUUUUCAUUUAAAAGGCAUUCUAUUAUGUAUCAGUUGUGACACAGGUUACAGGUUUUGGGGUAUGGAAUGGAAUUAUUUAAGCAUCAGCCCUGGUCCUUCACAAAAUAACAAAAAAUAGUUCUAGUAAAAUGGGAUUGUAUAUAUUUGUUCAACUAUUUUGGCCAGAAAGUUGAAUAAAUUUUAAAUGUUUAACUGGA
Molecule: messenger RNA, 2905 nt
Organism: Loxodonta africana (African savanna elephant)
Lineage: Eukaryota; Metazoa; Chordata; Mammalia; Proboscidea; Elephantidae
Gene: PPP2R2D
Product: protein phosphatase 2 regulatory subunit Bdelta
Exons: 10
Coding region: 91-1452 (453 amino acids)
Cellular component (GO): cytosol; protein phosphatase type 2A complex
Molecular function (GO): protein phosphatase regulator activity; protein binding
Source: RefSeq, a predicted model, not a curated record